GUGUACCUGCCAAAAAGACAGGGGAGUGGCUCAGUUUAAAAUCCAACCCAGGAGUUCUGUGAAAACUUGCCUGUAAAAGAAGCAAGAAACUAAACAGAAUACAUCAGAUUUCAGGCAACAACAUUCACAUACUACACAGGUGAAAAUUACGGACAACUCCCCAGUGGACGCUUAACUGGACUUUCUCUUUUUUUCUCUAUUAAAGAAGCCAACAUCAUUUUUCUCUCUGCAAGGAACAAAGUUAGUAUGGAAUGGACGAUUUAAAACAGCAUAGAAACUAUUCAGGAGGAAGUUUAGGAGACAAAGGCAUACAUGAAACAAUUACAACAACACGACUUGCAUCUCUACCACCACGAGGCUUCACUGUGUCCUCCAGUAAGGGUAUGUCAAGUAACACUGGAGCUUCUAGCCUGGAUAGGAACAUUUUAACCCAAAGCAACAGCGGUUCUUAUUUCUUUUCUUCAUCUGGGGGCGCGAGUGCUGGCGGGUUCGGAUCUGGUUCCACUGAAUUUCUGACAGAGGACACCACUGUGAGCCUAAGCAGGAAGUCAGGUGGUGGUUCUGCUGACUGUUUUGAGAGCGUCUUUGGAUUGGACUCAGGGCUAAGGCUGAGAUCCAGCUCCACUGAUGGCACAAGGAGAACACAAGACUCCUGCAUUGCCCCUCUGUUGGUGGAAAAGAAAACCAUAACCCUUCACUCCAGUCAUUAUGAUGGAAGCUCAAGUGAGAAUUCAUCCCCAGAGACCAAAAGAAAACACUAUGGAUCAAGUAGAGGAAGAACUUCGAGCAGAGAGACAGAAAUCAGGAGAAGACUACAGAGUGCAUCUCCUUCUACAAGAUGGACAGAGCUGGAGGAUGUGAAGAAGCUGUUGAAAGGUUCACGCUCCUGCAGCGUGAGCCCAACAAGAUCUCCCUGCUCCUCUCCUCUGCCCAUUCCUCGCAAAGCCACCAUAGAGACCAAGACCACCACCAAACCAGUUGAGCAAUAUGAUAACGUUGAUCUGGACACUGAUCUGACCUCAAUUACCUGGAACACCUCUACACUGCCGGCUGCAAACUCCACCAGUACUUCAGCCUACAGCUUUCACAGCAACACCAACAACAUGGCAACAGGAGCUACUCUUGCAAGCAGCACAUCUCCAUCAUCUUUAUCAGCUUAUGGAUUUCAUAACAAUUUAGCUCCUGUUAGUGGUGGUCUUUCGAGUGGAGCUAACACACUUCCAGGAUAUGGAGUACAUAACAAAUAUUCAGCAAGUUCAAACAGCACUUCUGCAUUGGGCACAGGUGUCUCCAGUUCAGGAUAUGGAGUGCAGAAAAAUUAUUCAACAAGUUCGAACAGCACCGCUGCAGUAAGCACAGGCGUCUCCACUUCAGGAUAUGGAGUACAGAAAAAUUAUUCAUCAAGUCCAAAGAGCACUGCUGCCUUGGGAACAGGUGUCUCCACUUCAGGAUAUGGAGUACAGAAAAAUUAUUCAGCAGUGAGCAGCACAGGCGUCUCCACUUCAGGAACCGGUACAAGACUCCUUAAUGAGAAUGUGACAAAGAAAUACCUGAUAUCAGAGAAAGAGAACAUUCCUGUAAGGAGAGACUGUGAAGAUCUUAUUUUGACCAAAGACAGCGGCAAGCAGUUUACCAACAGUGCUCACAAUGCCAAAGCAGAGUCAUAUUCAGAUGUUUCAGUGAAGAAGGAAGCUUUGACAACCAGCUAUUCUGAAAGUCCUCUGGUCAAGUCUAGCUCUGGUGCAUACUAUGGGUCUGCAGUGGCAACAAAAGAUAAAGCUACAUAUGCAGAGAUUAAGGAUGAGGAUGAAUGUGGAGGAGGUUGCUGUGGAUGUGGGCCACACUGUUGUUCCUGGUGGAAGUGGCUGCUGGGCUUUUUGCUCGCCCUGCUGCUGCUCCUUGGACUUCUGUUUGGACUCAUUGCUUUGGCUGAGCAGUUGAAGAAACUGAAGACUCGUGUCAACACUCUUGAGGGAAUUGUCUCGAAUCCACACACAGAACGCCUGAUUGCUUCUAUUAAUGAUGUUAACAGCAGUGGUGGAGAGAAAUCUGUGUAUGAUACUUCAUUCUAUUCAGGCAGUCAUUUUAGGGAAAUACUGAGAGCAGAGAUGCAGUCUGAAUCAAUGAAAGGCUACCUUGCGACUUUAGUCAACUCUGAAAGAGGACUGCCAGGGCCCAAAGGUGAAAUUGGACCUCCAGGGCCCAAGGGAGACACAGGUUUCCCAGGACAAUCAGGAUUACCAGGAAGGGAUGGAUCAAAAGGGGAAAAAGGAAAUGCAGGUCAACAUGGUGCAGAAGGAUCACCAGGGUUUAGGGGAAGAGACGGACAACCUGGACCCCGUGGAGAACCAGGGCCACCCGGAACUGGAGAAAAGGGUGAUAGGGGUUUCCCUGGUGCCAUUGGUCCAGCUGGUCCACCUGGGCCAAAAGGUGCUACUGGUUUACAUGGUGAACCAGGCUUUAGAGGUGAACUUGGUCCAAAAGGUGACAGAGGACUUCCCGGAAUUAAAGGUGAUCGUGGUGAUAAAGGAGACAAUGGGUUUCCAGGUAUUCCUGGGAGUCCAGGGAGAUCUGGAUCAGCUGGAGAGAAAGGAGAUAAAGGAUCUUCAGGGCCUCAAGGAGCUACUGGUGAAAAGGGCCAAAGGGGAGAGACUGGGUCAAUUGGAUUACCAGGAAUCAGAGGAGCGGCUGGGCCACCCGGUGAUGCUGGGAUACCAGGAACUCCUGGGAUUCAAGGCCCUCCAGGCAUUCCUGGCAAUCCUGGUCAACCUGGGACUAAAGGUGAGACCGGUGAACCUGGAAGAGUGAUUAAUGCAGCAGGCUCAAGCUCAGUGGCAAUCCCAGGACCACCCGGCAGCCCUGGACCUCCUGGCCCACCUGGAGCUCCAGGACUCUCAGGACCCAUUGGCCCUGCUGGACUUCCUGGUCAGCCUGGUCCUAAAGGUCCUAAGGGAGAUCAGGGAGAUCAAGGAGAACCUGGUAUUGUCGUGAGAACUAGUGAGACUGUGAGUUCAAGGCAUACAGGAAGUGUUUAUAGUGCUCAGAAUGCUGUCACUGGACCAGCUGGUCCUCCUGGUCCACCAGGGCCUCCUGGACCUCCAGGCAAUUCUAUACAAGGACCACCGGGACCACCAGGCUUGCCCGGAUAUGGACAACCAGGCCCAAAAGGAGACAGGGGAGAUUCAGGAACCCUUGUGCCCAAUUCAGGAACAUUUUUUUCAGGACCACCUGGGCCACCUGGACCUCAAGGGCCUAAAGGAGCAACAGGUGCCCAGGGUCCAAGGGGAUACCAAGGGGAACCAGGUCAGCCUGGCCUUCCAGGAAGUUCGGGUAGAGUUAUCACUGAAUACGGUACGGGUCAAGGACCACCCGGUCCCCCAGGAUCACCUGGACUACCCGGACGAGAUGGCCAAAAAGGGGAACCAGGAACGCCGGGUAGAACAAUAUACCAAACAGACUCAAGAGGGUCGUUUGCAGCCGGGCCCCCAGGGCAGCCUGGUCCUCCAGGUCCUCCGGGACCACCCGGUACUCCAGGGCAUUCCAGUGGAUCACAUUCUGCUGCAGAUUAUCGUCAUUACAUUAGGGAGUAUAUGCAGAGUGACAGCAUGAGGCAGCAUUUGUCAAGCAUACAGGGGCCACCGGGACCACCUGGGGCUUCAGCAUCUGUGGAGGACGUGGCAUCUCGAGUUAUUGCCUACCUUCGGCGUAGUGGAACUAGUGGUGUCUCUUUUAGCCAAGGCCCCCAAGGUCCACCUGGUCCUCCAGGCCCAUCAGGAACUAUAUCCGCUGAAUACAUUAUUUCUCUUUUACAGAGAGAUGAUGUAAGGCGUUAUGUAAUGGGCCCUCCAGGACCACCUGGAGCACCUGGCAGUGUUACUAGUACCUUCAACACGCAGGAAGUGGCAAACUAUGUCCUCAGAGUUAUGAAUGACAAGGGGAUGAUAAAUAGACCUGGACCACCAGGCCCUCCCGGCCCUCCAGGCCAACCAGGUUCCACCUACAGUGACAUAGUCACUCUGAUUCAGAAGGCAGGGCUUAGUGGAAGCAUUGGACGUCCAGGUCCUCCAGGGAUACAGGGACCUCCUGGUCCACCCGGUAUCCCGGGAAGCAGCACUUCUGUGGUCUCGGGUUACAAACUGGAGGAAAUCCAGCAAUACCUGCAGAAAUCUGGUUUUAGAGGACCUCCUGGCCCUCCUGGUCCACGAGGACCUCCAGGAGACUCUAUAUCCUCUGUGUCAUAUAGCGGAUCUUCAUAUAGUGGAUCUUCCCAGGCUUUCCAGUCCCAGCGAGACCUAAUCCGUUCUGAGCUAAAGGACUACUUUAACAGUGACACUGUAAGACUCUACGCUUAUGGUCUCCCCGGACCUCCUGGACCUCAAGGAGAAAAAGGUGAACGUGGUGAGCCAGGAUAUAGUCAUCAGACUGUCAGAAGCCAGUACCACUAUGGGACUCAGACCGGUGAACCACUGGACUACUCCAAUGUUGCAGUGAAAGUGACUGACUACAUUAAGAAUCAGGGUCUACUGCAGGAUAUGACUGAGACGUACUGGAGAAGUCAAGUAGGAAGACUCCAAGGAGCUCCUGGGCCUGCUGGUCCUCCUGGUCCGCCCGGGUAUAGCCGCGUGUUUGCAGCCUAUGGAAACAUAACUGCUGACCUUGUGGACUUCUUUAGAAUACAUGGGACUAUUCCAGGGCCACCCGGUAGGCAGGGGCCAAGAGGAGAUAGAGGAUACCCAGGAUCUAAAGGAGAGAAAGGGGAGAUAGGAAGUUCAGGAAUACCUGGCCUGCCAGGACAGAGAGGACCUGAAGGACCAAGAGGAGAGAAGGGUGAAAAAGGGGAGAUUGGAAAUCCAGGAAAACCUGGCCUGCAAGGGCUGAGAGGACCCGAAGGACCAAGAGGAGAAAAGGGUGAAAAAGGUGAUAUCCAGACUGGUAGAUGGAGAAGAGCCACUGGUGUGUAAAGGCUUACAAAGUCACAGCAGAAUGUUGUGCCAUGCAGAUCAUAAAGAAGAUACAUAUUUUUAAGAUGAUACAGUAAAUACAUAAACUUGCCUCUCUUUAUGAAGUAAUGCAGGUCAGAGGCUUGUUUGGGUUCUAUUUUAUCACAAUAUGAAGAGUUUCGUUGCAAAACGAGAUAACUCAGUUUUUUUAAUUUUUCAGAAAUCUCGUUUUUUGGUUGUGCAUUCAAUUAAUAUCAAUUCAACUGCAGUUGGAUUGUUUUGAUUUAAACCUUCAUAACUAGCACCAUAAAACAAAAUAAUAACAUGAUAACAUAAUAAUAAACAUGUUUUAAAAAAAAUUAAAAAAACGGAGUUAUCUCGUUUUGCAACGAAACUCUUCAUAUGCAGUUUUAUAAUCAAACAAAUGCAUGCAAUAUUUAAUCCAAACAUUACACACAUGGGGGCAGUUUCCCGGACAGGGUUUAGAUUAAUCCAGGACUAGGACUUUAAAGUAGUUUUUACAACAAAAAAAAAACAAUAUUAGUGUGCAUCUUUAGACAAAACAAUGGCACUUGAUAUGUUAAGAUACAUCAGUGAUGUUUUUAAAGGGGACAUUUCACAAGACUUUAAGAUGUAAAUAAAUAUUUUUUUAACAAAUAAAUCUUUGGUGUCCCCAGAGUACGUAUGUGAAGUUUUUGCUCAAAUAUCAUAUAGAUAAUUUAUUAUAACGUGUUUAAAUUGCCACUUCGUAGGUGUAAGCAAAAAUGCGCCGUUUUAAAUGCAAAUUUAGGUGUGCAUUAAAUGGCAGUGCCGUGGUUGGAUAGUGAAGAUUAAGGGGUGGUAUUAUCCCCUUUUGACAUCAUAGGGGGAGACAAAUUCCGAUGAGCUAUUUUUCACAUGCUUGCAGAGAAUAGUUUACCAAAACUAAGUUACUGGGUUGAUUUUUUUUUUUUACAUUUUCUAGGUUGAAGGAAGCACUGGGGACCAAAUUAUAGCACUUAAACAUGGAUAAAGUCAUUUUUAUGAUAUGUCCCCUUUAAAUUAAGGCAUUUGAAACAUGCAUUUUAGUCUGGGACUAGGAUAAACCCUGUCCAGGAAACUUUCCUAUUAUCAAUGCUUUGCUAGUGUGGGAUUAAAACAACAGUCUUAAAUUUUUAUCAUAAGUUUGAUGUAAAAAGCACUUGAAAUUUACUUUUUUACCCAGCAGUGGCCUUUAAAAGUGCCUUUAUUUUUUUACUACAGUGGUUUGGCUGUUUUUGUAUUGUAUAAAUCUGCUGAAUGAAUAUAAUGUUUUGUAAAAGAUCAGAAUGUAACAUGGAUGACACCAAUCCAAACAAAAUAAACCCGAGACAGUACAC
Molecule: messenger RNA, 6298 nt
Organism: Misgurnus anguillicaudatus (oriental weatherfish)
Lineage: Eukaryota; Metazoa; Chordata; Actinopteri; Cypriniformes; Cobitidae
Source: RefSeq, a predicted model, not a curated record